Molecule: messenger RNA, 2793 nt
Organism: Egretta garzetta (little egret)
Lineage: Eukaryota; Metazoa; Chordata; Aves; Pelecaniformes; Ardeidae
Gene: DDX51
Product: DEAD-box helicase 51
Exons: 16
Coding region: 1-2073 (690 amino acids)
Cellular component (GO): nucleus
Molecular function (GO): nucleic acid binding; ATP binding
Source: RefSeq, a predicted model, not a curated record
AUGGAGUUGGGCAAUCGGCAACUUAACUGUUUCACUCAGGUUGCUAAAGCAAGCAAAAGGAAUGCUGGGUUUGCUUCUAUUCUGCAGACAUGGUAUUUCAUGCUGUCCGGGGGAGCCGGCCCAGAGGACGCGGGGCUGAGCCCUGGGGGUGAACCCGGGGAAGGAAAGAGGAAGAGGGAGGGUGAAGAGCGGCUCUGCGCGCAAGGACAGAAGAAGCUAAAGAAGAAACAACAGCCUCGCAGCUUCUCUGAAGAAAGGGCAGCUACUGAGGAGGCAGCAGAUGGCAGCACUCCCUCGAAGAAGAAAGAAAAUAGAAGGAAAUCAAAAGUGCCUCAGGAGAGGACUGAAGCAGAUUCUGAACAGGAAGACAGAAGCAACCUUAAAAAUAAGUCUUCUAAAAGGAAGAAGAGGGAUGAGGAAACAGAGGAAGCUGAAACACGGAAGAAAGAGAACAGUGAAAGAGCUGAAGAAAAUCAAAGCACAAAGGAUGAGCUGUCCUUAGCAGCCUCAGAGGAAGAGGCAAAUCCUCCACCCUCCAGUUUGAUGGUUCUUGGAGACUAUGACAGAAAGCCAGUGCAGAAGGUUCAGCCAUUCAUACCACAGUGGCUUGCUCAACCCAAACUAGUGCAAAAACGUAUCAAAGAUAAUCUAGUUCCAAUCAGGGAUGUUCCAGGAAUUCAUCCCAGGCUGUUGAAAAAGCUGCAAAUGAAUGGGAUAGAGUCAUUUUUUCCAGUUCAAGCAGAGGUGAUUCCUGCUAUUCUACAGAGUGCAUCCAAUGGGUAUUUGAUGGGGCAGGGAGGAUACCGCCCCAAAGACAUCUGUGUCUCAGCACCUACUGGCAGUGGUAAAACCCUGUCUUUUGUCAUACCCAUAGUACAGGUUCUGCUAGAUCGAGUAGUUUGCCAAGUGCGAGCUCUGGUUGUUCUGCCCACCAAAGAACUGGCACAACAGGUGAGUAAAGUGUUCAACAUUUACACUGACGGGACAGGUCUGAAGGUCGUUUUGAUUACUGGCCAGAAAUCUUUUGCAAAGGAGCAGGAGAUGCUUGUCCAGAAAAAAGUGACAGGCUACUGCAGCCUGGCUGAUAUUAUUGUGGCUACACCAGGGCGGCUCACAGAUCACAUUAGCCAGACCCCGGGGUUCAGCCUGACACAGCUUCGCUUCCUGAUUGUAGAUGAAGCUGAUCGUAUGAUCGAUGACAUGCACCAGAACUGUCUGAACCAAAUCGUCAAAGCUGCAUUCCAAGUAGAAAAUGACUCUGGCUCCAACAUGCUUUUUCAGAGGACCAAACCAGGGCCUGUAACAGCAGCCAGCUCCUGCUAUCCUCAGAUGCCAUUACAGAAACUGUUGUUUUCAGCCACACUGACCCAGGACCCAGAGAAACUGCAGCAGCUGGACUUAUUCCAGCCUCGCCUCUUCACAUCUGUCUAUUCUGAGAAAAAAACACUUGGAGAUGGAACAGAGACUGAACAAGAUACUAAUAAGAAGUAUACGCUCCCCGAGGGGCUAUCGCAAUGCUAUGUGCCUUGUGACUUGAAUUCCAAGCCUUUGCUCCUCUUGCAUUUCAUGCUGACAAUGAAAUUUACCCGCGUGUUGUGCUUUACCAACUCCAGGGAAGCUUCUCACAGAUUGUUCCUGCUGGUUCAAGCCUUUGGUAGAGUUGCUGUGGCUGAAUUUUCUUCUCGGUUACCUCCAAAUGAGAGACAGAGAACCAUGAAGGAAUUUGAACAAGGAAAAAUACAACUGUUAAUCAGCACAGAUGCCACUGCACGAGGGAUUGACGUUAAAGGAGUGAAUUAUGUAAUAAACUAUGAUGCACCUCAGUUCAUCAGGACAUAUAUUCACCGAGUUGGAAGAACGGCUCGUGCAGGAAAAAUGGGUGUCGCUUUCAGUUUGGUCCUUAGAAUUCAGGAACGUAGGUUUCUGCGGAUGUUGAAGGAUGCUGGCAUCCAAGACAUAAAGAAGCACCCGGUGAAGGGCAACUCAUUAAAGCCGUUGUUGCAGCAAUAUGAGGAAGCGCUGUGUAAGCUUGAGAAGACAGUCAAGAAUGAGCGAGCACAGAAACGAGCCUGAAUGAAUGGAAGCUGAGAAGGUCGUGUUUUGUGACACUGAAGCUGCUGAGCGGGAUAGGUCAUGGACUAUUACCCAGCACAGUGACAAUGAGACAUGGUCCCUGGAUGGAGCUGCUCAACCUUAGCGUAUCUGAAGUCAGCUAUUAGAGGCCUCGUUCCCCUUUUGAGGACCCUGCAAAGAGAGUUCAGCUACGGUUUUUAAAGGAAAAUAAUAAUUCUGAGAUGCAAAGUCCUGCAUUGUAUCCUACUGGCAUGUGUAAAACUAUCACAGCUCUCGAGCAUGGGCCUGCUGGAACUGCUGGUCUUUCGAGGUGAGGGCUGUGCCCUUCUCGCCUCCAAACUGGGACAGCUGAUGGUUCUCUCUCACUGCACCGGCAGCUGUAUCUGCAAACGCAUAAACACCUAUACAGUAUACAGUGCCUCUAGCAGAAUUGUGUUUGGAGAGCUGCUCUAGGCUGCAGUGACUGCAACUUUUAAAUAAAUACUAUAUAUAUUUUUAAAACUGUGUCUCAUAAAGAUUCCUGGGUACAGGGAUGGAGAUAGUGUUGAAGGGGUUUUUCACUUCUCUAGUCUUGUGCCUUUCUUGUCAUUUUCUUGCCUAUGUUGUUUACUUCCACCAUUCAGUACCAGUGGUAACAGCAGGUAUAAGUGUUAGGCUUAAUGCAGAGUAAAAUGUCUGAUGUCUAAUAUGAAUAUACUGGAGUCAGCUAGCAUCGCUGCA